UUAUUUUAUGUAUCAAUAACUGUAAACUCAAUCCCAUUUAAAGAUGGUUUUGAAAAAUCAAUCAAUGGUAAAACAUGGGUUGUAUUGGCUGCCGGUUCUAAUGAAUGGGACAAUUAUAGACAUCAAGCUGAUGUAUAUCAUGCCUACCAAAUAGUGCGAUCGCAUGGCAUACCCGAUGAAAAUAUUAUUGUUUUUCAUUACGACGACAUCGCUGACAAUGAAAACAAUCCAAAGCCGGGAAAAGUGUUCAAUAAGCCAAAUGGUCCCGAAGUUUAUCACGGAGUACCUAAAGAUUAUACGGGAACUGAUGUUACACCUGAGAAUUUUUUGGCCGCACUUAAAGGCGAUCUGCAAUUGAAAGCCAACGGCAAGAAAGUUGUCGAAAGUGGAUCCAAUGAUCAUAUAUUUAUCUUUUUCUCUGACCACGGAUCAAAUGAUCUGAUCUCAUUUCCCGAUGACAUCCUUCACGGCAAACAAUUGAAUGAUGCGCUCAAAGAGAUGCAUCAAAACAAUAGAUACGGAAAAUUAGUAUUUUAUGUGGAGGCAUGCUUUUCAGGCUCAAUGUUCAAGAAUUAUUUGGCCAAAAACAUGAAUAUAUUUGUGACAACAGCGGCCAAUGAAAAAGAGGAAAGUUGGGCAUGCUACUGUGAUACCACUGAUAUCGAUACAUGUCUAGGUGACUUAUACAGUGUUAGUUGGAUGGAGAAUAGCGACAAUAGUAAUAUGUCUACCGAAACAUUGCAACAACAAUACGAAAUUGUCAAACAAAAAACAGAUUCAUCGCAUGUUUGUGAGUACGGAGAUAUGACCAUGGGCACAUUGCACCUGGAUCAAUUUCAAGCUAAACAAAAAAGAUAUAUUUAUAAAACUAUUGAAAGUGAAAGCAUUGUCCCAUUGGCAUCCAUUGCCAGUCCUAAUGUACCGCUUAUUUUGGCACAAAAGAGAUUGCUAUCGGCUAAAAAUAAUGAAGAAAUUCAAUUUUAUUCUAAUAAAUUGGAGCGUUUGGUAAACGGUCGACAACUCGUUGACAAACAUUUUGAUGCCUAUGUCGAUAGUGUCUCGCAUUUAAUUUCUGGCAACAAAAAUGAUAUCAUAAACAAUAUACAAGAAGUUAAUGACGGAGAUUGUUAUCGACAAUUAGUUGACACCUUUCAUCAUAAUUGUCUUAAUUUAGGAAAAAAUACUUAUGGUUUACAAAAACUACAAAUUUUUGUCAAUAUUUGUGAAGACUUAAGUAAUUCAAGCAAUAAGUUAGUAAAAACUACCGAAACGAUCAACAUUUUGAAAGACUUUUGUCAAAACAAGUUUGAUGUCGAUAUUGAUUAUAAAAUUGUUUAA
Oppia nitens is the source of this 1338-nucleotide messenger RNA. RefSeq names its product legumain-like. Gene Ontology annotation, molecular function: cysteine-type endopeptidase activity. Gene Ontology annotation, biological process: vacuolar protein processing. The annotation marks the transcript as partial. NCBI's taxonomy places the organism in Eukaryota, Metazoa, Arthropoda, Arachnida, Sarcoptiformes, Oppiidae. The record is from RefSeq and is a predicted model, not a curated record. The transcript is spliced from 9 exons.